UGGGGGGGAAGCCGAGGAAAUCCCGGCCGCCGGGGGCGCGCCGUUCUCUCCGGGAGGGGCGGAGAGGCCGGGGAGCGGCAGCCUGGCAGGGGCCGAGUGUCCCCCGGUGUGGGGAGGGGAUAGCGGAACGGACCCGGAGGACAUGGAGGCCGAAGGGGCCCCUUCGUGGCGGGGGCCCGCCGGGGUGAUCCGCGAGCUCUGCCGCUCCUUCGGCCACUACAACCGGCACCUGGCGCGGUUGCAGCACAACCUGCGCGACACCAAGAAGUUCUUCCGCGACGUCAAGUACUCCCAGGGACACCCCUUCGCCGGCGAGGGCCCCCCGGCCGGGGCUGGGGACGGGGCCCCCCGGGAUGGCUCCGCACCCGUCGGGCAGAAUCUCAUUUCCUUCCCUCGCCACGAGGAAGAGCAUCUCCAGCGGACUGUGAGCUGGCACCCUUGCCUUCUCAUCCUUGGCCAGAACUGUAAUGCCAAAUGCCAGUUUCUCAACCUUCUGCUGGGUGAGAAGCUGCUCCCCACCACCAAAAUCAGCAACGAGGAGAACUGUAAGAGGCGCCGGAUCCGUUUCACGCACGGGACACAAACGCGAAUUAGCCUGGCGCUGCCCGAGCAGUAUGAACUGGUCCAUAUGAUGGCAGCGCACCGAGGGCACUGGGACACGAUACCCGAGGAGGACUUAGAAAUUCACGGGGAUACCGAAGAUCCUGCUCACCGGAUAGCGGAGCUGGAGGUCAUGCUGCCAUACUCGCUACUAAAGGAAGUGGACAUCGUGGUAGCGCCGUGUCGCGGGUUCCAGUCUGCCGAAGCCACCUUGGGGGAGUACGUGAACCAAGUCUUGCCUGUUGUCAUCUUUGCCAUCAGCGAGGACGAACUUUCUUCUUCCGACGAGAAUGAACUGCGCGAAAUCAAAGAGAAAUUCUCUUUGCCUAUUUUCUUCUUCAAAGUGCCAGAGUUGGGGGUUGAGCUGAUCUCUCCCAAAAAAACUGAGAAUGAAAAGUCCUCUCUUUACUGCCAGCUGAUGGACUUGGAGUAUCUGAGCACCAACCACUGCAGCUGCGGAGCUCCCGCUCCUGAUGCCGAUGCCCAGAGCGUGUUGGUGGAGCAGCCGGAGAAGCUCCGUCUCUUAAGCACUUUUUCCAGGCAGGUGCUUCAGAAGCAUCUUGUGGAAGCGGCGACGAGUUUAAACGAGGUGCACUGCCGCUGCCUGAACAUCUUCAUCAACCAGGCCUUCGACAUGCAGCGGGACCUGCAAAUCACGCCCAAGAGGCUGGAGUACACCCGCAAGAAGGAGAAUGAGCUCUACGAGUCGCUGAUGAACAUCGCCAACCGCAAACAGGAGGAGAUGAAGGACAUGAUCAUAGAGACUCUUGGCAAUAUGAAAGAGGAGCUUUUGGAGGAUGCUGCUAGUAUGGAAUUCAAAGAUAUCAUCAUUCCUGAGAACGGGGAACCCGUUAGUUCCAAAGACAUCAAGUGUUGCAUCAAGCAAAUUCAGGAACUGAUUAUUUCUCGAUUAAACCAAGCGGUUGCCAACAAGUUAAUUAGUUCGGUGGACUAUCUGCGCGAGAGCUUUGUGGGGACGCUGGAGAGAUGUCUGAAGAGCCUGGAGGAGUCUUGGGAGGUUUCAGUACAUCCUACAAGGAGCUUGGAGAAGUCAAAGGAUGUUUCUGUCCACAUCACAAGCAAUUAUCUCAAACAGAUAUUAAACGCAGCUUAUCAUGUUGAAGUCACUUUCCACUCUGGCUCAACGGUGACCAGGAUGCUGUGGGAGCAGAUCAAACAGAUCAUCCAGAGGAUUACGUGGGUCAGCCCACCUGCCAUCACCAGUGACUGGAAAAGGAAAGUCGCUCAGGAUGCCAUUGAGAGCCUCAGCGCAUCCAAGUUGGCCAAGAGCAUUUGCAGCCAGUUCCGGACCAGGCUCAACAGUUCCCAUGAGGCUUUUGCAGCUUCUCUGCGACAGUUAGAAGAUGGCCAUUCUGGCAGGCUGGAGAAAACAGAAGACCUGUGGCUGAAGGUGCGGAAGGAUCACGCUCCUCGGCUGGCACGACUCUCACUGGAGAGCAGGUCCCUCCAGGAUGUGCUGUUGCAUGGCAAACCAAAGCUGGGCCGUGAGCUGGGCCGAGGACAGUACGGUGUGGUCUAUCUGUGUGACAGCUGGGGAGGGCAUUUCCCCUGUGCGCUGAAAUCCGUUGUUCCUCCAGAUGAGAAGCACUGGAAUGACCUUGCACUUGAGUUUCACUAUAUGAGGUCUCUGCAGACACACGAGCGGCUCGUACAUCUCCACGGUUCUGUGAUAGAUUAUGGCUACGGAGGAGGCUCCAGCAUUGCAGUCUUACUGAUCAUGGAACGGUUGCACAGAGACCUCUAUACUGGACUAAAGGCUGGGCUAGAAUUAGAAACACGAUUACAGAUUGCCUUGGAUGUAGUUGAAGGAAUCCGUUAUCUUCACAGCCAAGGACUUGUGCACCGGGAUAUCAAACUUAAAAAUGUCUUGCUUGACAAAAGGAAUCGAGCCAAAAUCACUGACUUGGGGUUCUGCAAACCAGAGGCCAUGAUGUCGGGCAGUAUUGUGGGCACACCUAUUCAUAUGGCUCCUGAGCUCUUCACAGGGAAGUACGACAACUCGGUGGAUGUUUAUGCAUUUGGCAUUCUCUUUUGGUACAUUUGUUCGGGACAUGUGAAGUUACCAGAGGCUUUUGAGAGAUGUGCAAGCAAAGAUCACCUGUGGAACAAUGUUAGGAGAGGGGUUCGCCCGGAGCGUCUCCCGGUGUUUGAUGAGGAAUGCUGGCAGCUGAUGGAAGCCUGUUGGGAUGGGGACUCCUCCCAGCGUCCUCUCUUGGGGAUUGUCCAACCGAUGCUGCAGGGGAUCAUGGACAGGCUCUGCAAGUCAAGCUCUGAGCACCCCAACAAAGGCUUGGAUGACUCAACUUGAAGCACGGAAGAAUUUUUAAUUGUGGGAGAAUUCGGAACCCCGAACUCUGCAGAUGGCUUCUUCACAUGUAGCUCUUUGUGGCUAACGUGAGUGGGACAGGUAAUAGCCACCAGAAGAUUGCUCACAGAGGUGAGACCUCGGGGAUGUUCCACCUUGAAUAGCGGCCAGAGAAAUCUCCCCCGGUACACCCCACUGAUGCUAGUUACCCCGCUGCAGCUUUUAUUACGGAGUUGUGCAAAUAGGAUAGAAAAAUCCCCACCCUUAAACUAAAAGGGGAUUUUUGCCGAUCCCACCCAAACACUCAUCCAAGAAAAGCAUCUUGCGUGUUCCAGGUAGCGUCUGUGUUGCUAGGAGUCGAUCCCAACAGUCUUUACUCAGUAAAGUAAAAGAUCUUCCUAUUAACUGAUGGCCAUAGGUGGCCUUUGGUCCACACGUCACUAUCCCAAUCGCUUCUCGAUUGGCACCAAUUUCAGUGUGGCUGGAGAGAAGGCGGAGGCUCUAGGCUAGAAAGUGUUUAGAAGCUGAGAGCAUCUGGCUGAGCUUCUUGCGACACUCCAAAUGUUUACAUUGACAGGAGCAAAGCUUCCAUGUUUUACCUAAAGGGGUUUAUCCACUGUUCCACUGCAGUGCAAACACCCCCAGUUAUAAGCUAUUUAUCUCUUGUGUACCCUUCACCUCUUCUGUAAACAAGCUCUUUUUUUCUAGUCAUUUUGCUUCAUGAUAGUUGAACGUCUGAAGAAACCCGACCUUUCUUUUAUGGUCUUCUGGUAAAAUGGAAGACUUCUCAGAGGUGACACAUUGUAAAACCGAACCAAAGUCAUUACAACUAAUGACUGUCCAUGGGGAAAAUGCCAAUUCAUUUUUAAUUAAACUUGGGGUUUGGAUUAGUUGUAAAGGCAAUAACAGUUUUAAAUUGUGCGAACUGCGACAGAUGGAUUUUUUUAAAAAAAUAAGGUUUCUUCAGCUUUUUUAAAGUCACGUGCUUGGUGAGAGCAACUCGAGGGAAAACAGGUCAUUUGUUCUUCAGUAGCUGUGUGUUGUGGCUGCGUCCGUUCAUCUGAUCGUUCACUCUGAAUUCUCUAAUCUGGCUGUGUUAAGAAUCAAAAACGGGAGGGGAGGGGAUUCCUUCGCAAGGAAGGGGCGGGCGCUUCUGGAAAUAAAACCCUCGCCCCUUUUGCAUUUCAGGGGUGAAGUCGGUUGAUCUUAAUGUAACGUUACCUGUGGGUGGAGGCUGAGACAGAAAAUGCACCUUGUUUACUACAUGAGUUGGCAAGUUCUCCCUGGGUUUACUGUUCCUCCAGCUGCAGGGGAUGGUCACGCAGAGCUGGUGGUUCCCUGGGAGCUGCCGUGCUGCAUCCCGAGCAGCGCAGGUGUGUGGAAUUUAUUGGCUCGUACACAGCAAAAUUACAACUGCUAGUCUGCCUGUUAAACAGCUUGAACAAAGGAAAGGGAUACAUAACCCUGCAGUAUUAGUUUAGCUUAAAUCUUCCUUUCUUUGUGCAAUAAACAGAAUUAAUGCGCUUUUAUAUAUAUAUUAUAUAUAAUAUAUAUAUAUAAAGACUUUUUUACUUACCCACAAGCGUGGGCGUUUGUGGUCUGUGAUGGCGUGAACAGAAGGGUUCUCUGCAGACGCAGCCCCCCCAGCUCAAAGCGCAGCAGCCAAGAACCACCCGUGCAGACAAACACAACCUUGUCCCGAAUGAGAACGGGAAGCGUUUCGCUGCCUUGGCGCACGCACUCCAGUGACACUAACAGUAUUAACUCUGUUCUGCUCUGCGUGGUGGUUCGUAACCUUAUUUAAAACUAGGAGAGUCAAGGCCAGUCUCUGGCAAUUACUGGAGGUAGCUUGUGUAAAUAAUAUAUGUAUGAAUAAAAUAGAAAUCUCUGUAUAUGUAAUUCCAGAAAUGUCUUGUAUGGCUUUUCCUGUGUAGCCGGCUCCAGACACUUAGCUGAUGCUUUAUUUUUUUUAUUGUUAUUUGUAGCUACCUUGAUGUCUCGUUUCCCUUUGGUUUGUCUUUUUGCAUGUUUUGGUAUUGUAGAUCUGCAGGUUUUCCCAACCUCAGUCCAGCUACUUCUCCGCAUUCUUUUCUUUCCCGUUGGGUAUAAAGUCUGCCAGACUGAACUUGUUUUGAGAGAUUUCACACACCCUGUUUAUCUUUAAACCUAAUGCUCCUCACCCCCCCAUUAGAACAAGGAAAACGAGGUGAAUAAUUGCUUUAUUAAAAGAUUCCACAGAGUGUAAAGUGAAAGUGGGACCAAACUCAAACACCCCUGAGCCUGGUGCAGUCAGUCUGUUCUUCUUCCAGACAUUUAUUGCCUCAAUCUACUGAAGAUGUUUGUUACAGUGUGUUUUAAUGUUAUGUUAUAACCUGUGCAUUGUAACCAGGUGGUGAACUGGCUUCUGUUGUAUAUGGAUGCAAACUAAGCCUUGUGAUCAUUGCCACUUAAACCAAGAUAAAUCCCAGAACAGGGAGGACUGAACUUCUCCCUUCCUGGAGGCUUAAAGGGGAGAUCAGGCCUAAAAUGAUUUGGGGAAUAAAAGCUUUGUUUAGAAAGGUUUAGGUUUGGCACCAUGAGGUUCCGGUCUAGGUGUUAGAACUUGCUCUGCACUCCACAAUCCCCAGCCCAGUUUUAAACCUUUCCUUCCCCCUCCUCUGACUGGGAUGAGCUGGGAGAAAACCCACUCGCACUAUACGGGAUAAGGAACGGGCUGGAGGCUUCAGGACACUCACUGUGCCUCUGGAUCAGAUCCUGGGCUUAAGUCUGAGGAUUAAACUUACACUAAACGCCUUGUUUGCUGACUGGAAAUCAGCCGUGGUCUCUUUAGGGAGCAGGAGAGCAGCCUCUGCUUGCCCUGAACCCACUAAGCUUGGCUUAAAUAAGUUACACAAGUCACUCUUUUUUUAUUUUAUAUAUAUUUUUUUCUCUAAAGCACUAUUGCCCUUUUCAGUAAAAAGCGGCCCAUUAUCUGCUUCAAACAGCCCUCGAGGCUUAAAAAAAGUAGUAAUAAAAUAGCACUAAAUGUUCUGAGAGCGGCUUCACAUGCUCGGCCGGGGCAGCGGGGCCAGGCCGGGGGUAUUGGACCAAAAAGAUGUCACAAGUUUCCCGAGCGCGUACGAGAAAGUGCAAUAACCGGAACGCCCGAGCUCAACCCUUGCGUUUUAUUAUUAUGAAUUAUUCCUGUUGCUAUUGUUUUUUUGUAUCUGACCCGCGCGGUACUAACCCCCCUCCCCUGCGCUCCGUGUGUUGUAAAAGACGCGACUGUGAGUUCAGCCUUCGCCUACCGGGCGCCGCUCAAUAAAGCUGCUGUGACCGGUC
Molecule: messenger RNA, 6247 nt
Organism: Columba livia (rock pigeon)
Lineage: Eukaryota; Metazoa; Chordata; Aves; Columbiformes; Columbidae
Gene: DSTYK
Product: dual serine/threonine and tyrosine protein kinase
Exons: 13
Coding region: 143-2929 (928 amino acids)
Biological process (GO): protein phosphorylation; positive regulation of fibroblast growth factor receptor signaling pathway; cellular response to fibroblast growth factor stimulus
Cellular component (GO): cytoplasm
Molecular function (GO): protein kinase activity; ATP binding
Source: RefSeq, a predicted model, not a curated record